This is a messenger RNA of Electrophorus electricus (electric eel), 1970 nucleotides long. It is a transcript of the gene ppwd1, whose product is annotated as peptidylprolyl isomerase domain and WD repeat containing 1. Gene Ontology annotation, molecular function: protein binding; peptidyl-prolyl cis-trans isomerase activity. The record is from RefSeq and is a predicted model, not a curated record. Gene Ontology annotation, biological process: protein peptidyl-prolyl isomerization. Lineage: Eukaryota; Metazoa; Chordata; Actinopteri; Gymnotiformes; Gymnotidae.
GUCAAUGCACCAGCGAGGAAAUCUGUGCUUGAAAAUGGCGACAGACGUGGAAGAUGAAAGUUCGGGAAACAAACGCAAAUUAACAGAGGAUGAAAACGACGAUGGAGAUGAAGGAUGGGUUGGACCAAUGCCUUGUGAGGCCACUAAACCUAAAAAGAGGAAGGUGCUUGAAUAUGAAAGAGUGUACCUGGACAACCUACCGUCUGCGGCCAUGUAUGAACGAAGCUACAUGCACAGGGAUGUUAUCACUCAUAUUGUAUGCAGCAAAACAGAUUUCAUCAUCACAGCAAGUCAAGAUGGCCAUGUCAAAUUUUGGAAGAAGAAAGAGGAUGAGGGGAUAGAGUUUGUUAAGCAUUUCCGUAGUCAUCUAAGCGUGAUUGAGUGUAUUUCAGUCAGUGCUGAGGGCGCACUCCUCUGCACCGUUGGUGAUGAUCAGGCCAUGAAAGUGUUUGACGUUGUCAAUUUUGACAUGAUAAACAUGCUUAAGCUUGGGUUUCAGCCUGGUCAGUGUGAGUGGAUCUAUAAUCCAGGUGAUGCCAUCUCUACUGUGGCAUGUUCUGAGAAGUCCACUGGAAAAAUCUGUGUCUACGAUGGACGUGGAAGCAGUCAGCCACUGCACACUUUGGACAAAAUACACUCCUCCCCGUUGUCUCAGAUCCGCCUUAACCCACGGUACCGGGUCGUGGUCUCGGCUGACCGAGCAGGGAUGCUGGAGUACUGGACAGGGCUCCCCAGUGAAUUCAAGUUCCCCAGACAGGUGGAAUGGGAGUAUAAGACGGACACAGACUUGUAUGAGUUUGCCAAAUGUAAAACGUAUCCCACCAGCCUGGCCUUCUCUCACGAUGGCAAGAAAAUGGCCACCAUCGCUGCUGACCGCAAAGUGAGGAUUUUCCGGUUCCUGACAGGGAAGCUGAUGAGGGUGUUCGAUGAAUCCCUGACAAUGUUCACAGAACUCCAACAAAUGAUACAGCAGCUGCCAGACAUGGAGUUUGGGCGUAGGAUGGCAGUGGAGAGAGAACUGGAGAAGGUGGAUGGGAUACGACUGACCAACAUCAUCUUCGAUGAGACGGGCCACUUUGUGCUUUAUGGAACCAUGCUGGGAAUCAAGGUCAUCAAUGUGGAGACAAAUAGGUGUGUGCGGAUCUUGGGGAAGCAGGAGAACAUCCGGGUGGUACAAUUGAGUCUGUUCCAGGGGGUGGCCAAAGCCAUACAGGCAGCCCCCACCAUAGAGAUGAAGGCCUCAGACAACCCCGCCCUCCAGUCCAUCGACCCAGACCCAACCAUCUUCUGCACAGCCUUCAAGAAAAACCGCUUCUAUGUGUUUACUAAGAGGGAGCCAGAGGACACCAAGAGUGCCGAGUCUGACAGAGACAUCUUCAACGAGAAGCCGUCUAAGGAGGAGGUCAUGGCUGCCACGCAGGCCGAGGGGCCUAAGAGAGUGUCGGACAGUGCCAUCAUCCACACCACUAUGGGAGACAUCCAUAUCAAACUGUUUCCUGUUGAAUGUCCCAAAACGGUGGAGAACUUCUGUGUCCACAGCAGAAACGGAUACUACAACAGUCACAUAUUCCAUCGUGUCAUUAAGGGUUUCAUGAUCCAGACCGGCGACCCCACAGGCACAGGCAUGGGAGGGGAGAGUGUCUGGGGAGGCGAGUUCGAGGACGAGUUCCAUGCUACACUGAGGCACGACCGACCCUACACGCUCAGCAUGGCCAACGCAGGGCCCGCAAGCAACGGCUCCCAGUUUUUCAUCACUGUGGUCCCCACUCCAUGGCUGGACAACAAACACACAGUAUUUGGACGGACCACCAAAGGAAUGGAGGUGGUUCAGAGGAUCUCCAAUGUCAAGGUCAAUCCCAAGACAGACAAACCCUAUGAAGACAUCAGCAUCAUAAACAUUACUGUCAAGUAGACUGAAGUGGACUGUCUUGGUACUGUUUUGUAUAAUAAAUAUUUUUUUUCCCAACAGA